Messenger RNA from Xenopus laevis (African clawed frog), 3020 nucleotides. RefSeq names its product protein kinase C delta type-like. The transcript is spliced from 8 exons. Lineage: Eukaryota; Metazoa; Chordata; Amphibia; Anura; Pipidae. The record is from RefSeq and is a predicted model, not a curated record. Bases 1 to 1137 code for a protein of 378 amino acids.
AUGGAGAAGGAGCGAGUUAAUUUUGAUGGACCAGGAGUGACUAUGGACACUAAAAGGAAGAGAGAGAGUAAAGAAGAGAAAGGACCAGGGAAGAAGAAGGGAAAGAAGAAACACCAUGAAGAGAAAUCAGAGGGGAAGACUGGAAGAAGAAACAGCGAUUAUUAUUCAGAAGAGCGUCCCAAGAAGAAGGAAAAAAGGUCCAGGGAAAACAGCCCAGAAGGUGAAAGUGCCCAGAAGAGACCCCGUGCUGAUCCUGAAGGGCCGAACCUGCUGCAUAUUUCAAGCUACACCUUCCAUUCCAUGAUUGGUGGAGGAGGAUUUGGCAAGGUUAUGUUGGCUUCAUUAAAAGACAGGAGAUCAAAGGUGGCAGUUAAAAUCUUAAAGAAGAAGCCCGGGAGUAGCAGUAACAUCCAGACCGAGGCAAAUAUACUGAAGCUGACAAGCGGAAACCCAUACCUGUGCCAAGGAUUUGCCGCUUUUCAAACACAGCGGCAUGCCUUCCUCAUCAUGGAAUAUGUCAGCGGGGGAAGCCUGAGGGAUCAGCUGGAGAGUCACGGCCCACUGGACAUGACCAGAGUCGAGUUAUAUUCUGCAGAAAUAGUCUGUGGUCUCCAGUUCCUUCAUGACAACGGCAUCGUUCAUAGGGAUCUCAAACCAGACAAUAUUCUACUGGACCAUGAGGGUCAUAUAAAAAUAGCAGAUUUUGGCAUGGCCAAGCAGAACAUUUUUGGCAGUAGAACCAUCACUAGCCAGGCUGGAACACUCGACUACAUGGCUCCGGAGAUCUUCUUAAACAAGGGCUACAAUGCGGCGGUGGACUGGUGGGCAUGUGGAGUCAUCAUCUGUGAAAUGGCCACCGGAGAGAUCCCAUUCCCAGAUGACAGCGAUGAUGAGGACUUCAGUGACGAACCCAACAUCCCUUCCUGGCUGAGUAAGGAUCUCAAAGAUCUGCUGAGAAAGCUACUGGAGAGGAAUCCUGACCGGCGUCUUGGUGUGUAUGGCAACAUCAGACAGCACCCAUUCUUUUCAGCCAUUGACUGGGAGGAGCUGGAAUGGCCGCUAGAACCACCGCCUUUCGACCUUGAAACAGUAAGUACAUGGCUGCUGAAAUACUUAUACUUAUUAAACAGAAAAUAGAAAUAGAUAUUUAAUAUAUAUGAUGAAACAAGCAACUCAAGUAGAGAAAUCAAAGGUGAUCUAAAUGACAAAACAUUACUUUAUCUAAAUUUACUCGGCAUGCUUUUCAAAACAAUUUUGCCAUUUACAUUCAUUUUCUAGGGAUUUCUGAGGUGCUUGGAGUUUUACACUUAUAUUACCAGUGUUUCAGCUCAGCAGCUCUGUUUUAGAGUCAAGAGUCUCAGUGACCCCAGGAUUAACGGACUAUACAGGUGGCACAUAGGGAUCAGUUAGGAAGCUCACAGCUCUCUUUGACAUACCUGUAUAGAAUGCAGUACAUUAGGAUGUGCAUAACCUUCUGUUGGACUGGCUGAUACUUUAAUGGUUCAAAUACCUUUACUGAAUAUUUAAAAUCAUUAAGACUAAAUAGUGUUUUUCUCCCUUUUAUACAGUCAUCAAGGGAGCAGAUGAAGCCAUAUGAAGGAAAGGCUCUAUCGUUCCUGGAGUCCCAGAAGAACAACAACGCAUCAGGGGACACAAUGAACAUUCCAGGCCUUUCCUUCAUAGAUUCUACUUGGCAGGAUUAAGUUUCUAAGGCUCAGCCAUGCAAUUCCAUCAGCAUGAAAUAUGAAACAUCAGUAACCAUCAUCUAUGAACUUCCGAACAAGAUCAUCUCCACCUGCUGCAUUGAGACACCAUCAUACUCUGCAAUGCCUGGUCAUACCAUCUGAUCCAGUGCCACCUGGGAAACACCUUCUAGACCUCACCCAGUAACAUCGGAAGGAGGUAAGUAUAUUUAUAUUUAUUUAGAGCGAAUGGUGCGUGAUUGUGUGAGAGAAUGUGAGAUAUGAAAGGCUAAGGACGUAACAGGACAGGCAGAGAUGGCUCCUCUUAUAGGAACCAAAUUCCAUCAGGCUCUGCUGUCUGUCUGUGAAGCACAUACCCUGUUUUAAUGCGCAGACAACUGAUCCAAAUCAGGAAGGGUUUUUUUCCCCUUCUGUAGCAAAUUGGCCCCCGCUUCAGAUGGGUUUUUUCUUUCCUCUGGAUCAGCUGGAAUGUGCAAAGGGUUGUGCUUCACAGACAUGUCUUUAUCAACCUCCAUAGUUAUAUUGUUAUUAUUAUUCUACUAUUGUUAUAAUGUUAAUGUUUAGUAUUAUAUAUGUUAUAGGAGGCAAGGCCUGUUAUGCCCGGAGUGAAUGGUGUGUGAAUGGCCAGUAACAUGGUUGAAGCCUUGGCGUGGCGUUACUGCUCACAUGAGUAUAAACAGUGCCAGGCCAAGUCGGUUGGGCGUCCUAGGCACCCCGGCCGACUAUGUUGCCCCCCACCGGUUGUGCAUGUGCAGAAGAGUGCAAGCGCCGAGAUAUCACAAGUGCGCCUGCGUUAGAAAAGCGGAAGCGUGAGUGCGCAUGCGCAGAGUCACCAAUAUAUCAUGAGUGGGCAUGUGAGGAAGAUCGCACACUCGGAUACUGAAGAAACUGCUGCCAAAGCUCCUGGACACAACGGUUUGAACUAGGGAAAGGCGUCAGAAGAGGUACAUGCCUGGCACCCCUCUACCUUUGUGCCCUAGGCACCUGCCUCUUCUGCCUACCCCUAGUUCCAGCCCUGAGUAUAAACAUGUGCUAAUUUAACCAAUUGUGAGACUGUAAUAUUGUCAGAAAGUGUAUUUAUUUAAGUCCAAUCACAGGUAUUUCAAAAGUGUGGCCACAAUGAUUUUCCUACGUUUUGGAUCAACUCGUCGGUAAGUUAAUGUGCCAGAUAUUCACUCGGCCAAACCACACAAGAGUAUAAUUUGGCAUGUGAGAUCUCAUACCAUUCCAGACAUUUAGACCCCCUUCCCUUCUCCCCCCAGGCUAACUGCCCCCUGGGGAAAUUCCCCAUACUUUAUACUUACCCCUCGUCGUAGA